UAAUGCCUUCACCUACGCUUGCCCAUAUUGAGAAGGUGCAGUUUUAUUUCAUUUAAUGCCCUCUGCUCUCCCUCCCUCUCUCUCUCUCUCUCAUGCCCUUCACCAUCACCAUUUCAUUCUUGUCUGCAAGAAGCAACACUCAGCAACCUACCUUUAACAAUUCUUGAAUCCAAAUCAGCAUCUUUGCUUCUCAACCAACACAAUCUUAAGCACAAUAUAUUAGAUGAAAGAAAAAGACCACCCUUUUAUCUUGUAAAUCUAUUUAAUAUAUAGGAUUUAAGUUCAUGUCUCCAAAAUUUGGUCCACUGUAUGUUCUUUCAUUCCAACUUUGUAGAUAUCUAACUUGAAGUUCAUUGGGUUGAAGUCUUUGUUUUGAAAAGAAAGAGCUCAAAAAGCUGGAAUUCCUGACAUGGGUAUUGAAGAAAAACAGAAAAAAAAUAUAUGGCUUUGUGGUUAUGAUUACAGAAAUUCCUGUCUGAGUUAGAACUCUUUGAUCUGAGUCUUGAAUCACACAUCCAUUGUUUGUUCAGUGGCUUCAAUGGGCAUUGUGAUUUAGUUUGGAUGGUUGGUUUGGCUUUCUGUAAUGGACAUUUGGAGCUGUUUGGGGGGCUUCAAGAUCCACCAAGGGAAGGCCAGAUUUCUUGCACAAGCUCUUAUCUUUGUGGUGGUUUCGGAUUUAUGGGGAUUGGUUUGGGGUCUAGGCUCCAUGUCUUCCAUUGCCAUUUCUUAUGGUGAGAACGGUCCUGUUUUCUGUGGCCUCAAGUCAGAUGGUUCUCAUCUAGUGUCUUGUUAUGGAUCAAAUUCAGCUAUAACCUACGCAACUCCAGCUCAUUUCGCCUUUACCGGUCUAACUGCAGGCAAUGGCUUUGUGUGUGGGCUCUUAAUGGACUCAAACCAACCCUAUUGUUGGGGAAGUAGUGGUUUUAUUGAAAUGGGAGUUCCGCAGCCCAUGAUCAAAGGGUCUGAAUACUUGGAAAUUAGCGCGGGCGAUCACCAUUUGUGUGGCUUGAGAAAACCCCUAACAGGAAGGCUCAGAAACACUUCUCUUGUUGACUGUUGGGGAUAUAACAUGACUUCAAACUAUGUGUUUGAUGGGCAGAUCAAAUCUAUCUCAGCUGGUUCAGAGUUCAACUGUGGAUUGUUUUCUCAGAAUAGAACUGUUUUCUGUUGGGGUGAUGAGACUAGUAGCCGAGUUAUUAGCCUAAUUCCCAAGGAAAUGAGGUUUCAGAAGAUUGCAGCCGGGGGGUUUCAUGUUUGUGGGAUUUUAGAGGGGUUGAAUUCCAGGUCUUUUUGUUGGGGAAGCAGCUUGGACCUUGAGGAAGAAAUCUCUGUGGUGUAUGCAGGUCAAGUUGGUGUCGACGUGGCUCCAAAAGAUCCGAUGAUUUCAGUUGUUGGAGGAAAGUUCCAUGCUUGUGGAAUCAAAAGCUAUGGUCAUGGUGUGGUUUGUUGGGGUUAUCGUGUUCCAAGAAGUACGCUGCCUCCCAAUGGCAUUAGGCUUUAUGAAAUUGCAGCUGGGGAUUACUUCACUUGUGGAAUUCCUGCUGAGAAAUCACUCCUACCUGUUUGUUGGGGUGCUGGAUUUCCACCCUCCCUACCAUUAGCUGUUACUCCCGGACUCUGCAAGCCGAGUCCUUGUGCCCCCGGUUUCUAUGAAUUCAACAAUGGGAGUGCACUUUGUAAAUCUCCUGGCUCCCACAUUUGCUUGCCCUGCAACAAUGAUUGCCCCAAUGAAAUGUAUCCAAAGACUGAAUGCUCUUCCAUGUCUGAUCAACAGUGUGAGUUCAACUGUUCUAGUUGUGUCUCAGCCAAAUGCUUCUUAAACUGCUCUAAUUCCAAUGCCUUGGUUGGAAAGAACAAUGGAAAUUUCUGGUCACUUCAAGUUCCAGUCAUUGUUGCAGAAAUCGCGUUUGCUGUGUUUUUGGUGAGUGUUGUAACUUGGACUGCAAUUAUAUAUGUUCGCUGCAAGUUGAGGAACUGCCGGUGCUCAGAAAAAGACUUGAAAUCCAAGAAAAAGAAUGGGACAGGUUCCUCUUCCCAAAGAGACAGCGGCAAAGUCCAACCGGACUUGGAUGAGCUUAGGAUUAGGAGAGCUCAAAUGUUUACUUAUGAGGAACUUGAGAGAGCCACUGGGGGGUUUAAAGACGAAUCUCAAGUUGGAAAUGGAAGUUUUUCGUGUGUCUUCAAGGGGGUCUUGGACGAUGGGACGGUUGUUGCAGUUAAAAAGGCUAUAAUGUCCUCUGACAAGAAGAAGAAUUCAAAAGAGUUCCACACUGAGCUUGACCUACUCUCGAGAUUAAAUCAUGCUCACUUGCUCAAUUUACUUGGCUAUUGUGAAGAAAGUGGAGAGAGGCUUCUGGUUUACGAGUUCAUGGCAAAUGGUUCUCUGCAUCAACACCUCCAUGGCAAGAACAAGGCCGUAAAGGAGCAGCUGGAUUGGAUAAGGAGAGUGACUAUUGCAGUUCAAGCAGCCCGGGGAAUUGAAUACUUGCACGGUUAUGCUUGUCCUCCUGUGAUUCACCGGGACAUAAAGUCCUCAAACAUUCUCAUUGAUGAAGAACACAAUGCUCGCGUAGCUGAUUUUGGUCUAUCUUUGUUAGGACCUGCCAAUAGUAGUUCUCCUUUGGCUGAGCUACCUGCAGGGACUCUUGGCUAUCUUGACCCUGAGUACUAUAGACUCCACUAUCUUACAACCAAAUCCGACGUCUAUAGCUUUGGUGUUUUGCUCUUGGAAAUUUUAAGUGGCAGGAAAGCCAUUGAUAUGCAAUUUGAAGAAGGGAAUAUAGUUGAAUGGGCAGUCCCUUUGAUCAAAGCCGGGGACAUAGAAGCGAUUUUGGAUCCAGUUCUGAAGCCCCCAUCUGACGUUGAAGCUCUGAAAAGGAUUGCAAUUGUGGCUUGCAAGUGUGUGAGAAUGAAAGGGAAGGAGAGGCCAUCAAUGGACAAAGUGACAACAGCUUUGGAGCGAGCGCUUGCACAAUUGAUGGGCAGUCCAAGUAACGAGCAGCCCAUUCUGCCAACGGAGGUGGUCUUGGGAAGCAGUAGAAUGCACAAGAAGUCCUCUCAAAGGUCUUCCAAUCGUUCAGCCUCAACCGAUGUGGCAGAAACCGAGGACCAAAGGUUCGAACUCAGAGCUCCUUCGUGGAUUACCUUUCCGAGUGUUGCUUCUUCUCAGAGGAGGAAGUCCACGGAUUUGGAUGCAGACGUAGAAGGGAGGAACUUGGAAGCUAGAAAUGUGGGCAAUGGUGGAGGCAUUGGCGACGCGUUGAGAAGUUUGGAUGAAGAGAUUGGGCCUGCUUCUCCUCAAGAAAACUUGUUCUUGCAGCACAACUUCUAAUGGUUCAGCAGAAAACAGAAAAUCACAUUUGAGGUACUAAAGCAUCAAACACAUAGAAGAUUCUUGAUUAAUUUGUGUUUGGGGGAAUGUAAAGAGAAGAAUGAGAGAGAGAGAGAGAGAGAGUGAUGUAACUGUCUCGAUUACUACUUAUUUUGUUGUCAUCACUGCUUCACUACCAUCAAAUGUUUCAUUUGUGCAACUUCAGCUGCUUGUUUAUGCAUUCGAAUCUGACAAUUUGCUGGUUUUCUGUUCUUUGUAAAACUGGAUUAUCAUUGUAUCAGUAGAUUUUGUACUGGCAUUCUUCUAUUUCUUCAGACUGUAGUAACUUUUUGGCCUUAUAUUUGUGUUUAAAAUUGUGACAAAUUAGUUUGCAGUUGUUUAUGUGCUGGAAACUUAGUAUUUUGGUACUUAAAACAUAGCCUUUAUCUCGUACAAACGAAUUAGCCAUGUGAAUUCUUUUCUCUUUAGAAUUGGCAAAAUUUAUAUAUAGAGCAAUGUAUUUGCUA
This is a messenger RNA of Cornus florida, 3837 nucleotides long. Its product is annotated as serine/threonine-protein kinase-like protein ACR4. The record is from RefSeq and is a predicted model, not a curated record. The transcript is spliced from 2 exons. Bases 584 to 3331 code for a protein of 915 amino acids. Lineage: Eukaryota; Viridiplantae; Streptophyta; Magnoliopsida; Cornales; Cornaceae. Gene Ontology annotation, molecular function: protein kinase activity; protein binding; ATP binding. Gene Ontology annotation, biological process: protein phosphorylation.